Messenger RNA from Prunus mume (Japanese apricot), 1314 nucleotides. The record is from RefSeq and is a predicted model, not a curated record. NCBI's taxonomy places the organism in Eukaryota, Viridiplantae, Streptophyta, Magnoliopsida, Rosales, Rosaceae.
CACACUCUACGCUCUCUCUCUCUGCCUCCUCUGAUAACCACGUGGGUUUUGAGAAAUGCCAGCUACAAUGCCAUUGUCACCUGCGGCAACACCUACAAAGAACAAAUUUUGUCCCUUUUCUCGAUCCAUUUCCAAUAUAAACCCCCCUCCCUCUGCUCUGAUCAGUUGCAGUUCUGUAUUUGCAUUGCAGAGUGGUCGGUGAUCGGUGAUCGGUGGUGUCUGUAAAAAAAAAACCUGAGUCUUAAAGAAAGCGUUUUGAGACCAAGUUGCUCACUUUUCUGUCUGCAAUGGCUGAGGCAAACAAAGACCAGGUUUCCCAACCCAACAACAACGCCAUGCAAAACAACAACGCCGAUUCUGUGAACCCAGAACUCAACCUGGGGCUCUCUCUUGGAGAAAUCUACACUGAAAAUCCCAACGAUAACCCUCUGGCUCGGUCUUCAACGAUGGCUGGAUUCUUAAAACCCAAAACGACGGCGGAGGAGGAAACGUUGGCUGCUCCUCUUCUUUCAGUACAGCUGCCAAGGUCAAGCUCUGUUCCGGAAAGGACAGGGCAGCGGAUGAUUAGGCACAAGGACAUACUGGCGUUGAGAAGAAUGGCGAGAAAGAAGAGGUUGGCAGACAAGCUGAGGAAAGAAGAAUUAGCUGCUGUUUUGCGAGAGAGGACUAGCCCUCCGGCAGCACAGGCAUCGCAGCCGCCUGAAGCCAACGCCACCGAGCCCUUGAGCACCGUUUUUAAGUUCAAACUCAAAGCAGAGGGAUAUAUCUCUGUACCUGCUGCUCCAAACGGAGCAGGAUGUUUUGAGACAUUCCCUUCCGGUAGUGACAACAAGCCGGUGGUCACCUCUUCAAAAGUGGCCACUUUAGAACAUGUCAACCCUGCACAAAAUGUCAUGGAAAAUCCCUCAAAGGCGGCUAGAUUUUCCAAUGCUGUUGUGCAGAAGGAGGAGCUGACAUCCAAAAUGCCUUCUGUGAGAACCAUCGGAGCGGAUGGGAGGAAGACCGAGGGGGUUCUGUACAAGUAUAGACAAGGCCAGGUCGGCAUUUUGUGUGCUUGCCAUGGCAGUUUUCUCUCCCCAGCCGAAUUUGUCAAGCAUGCUGGUGGAAAUGAGGUGGCAAACCCCCUGAGGCACAUCAUUAUCUGCUCAACUCCAUCUGAUGAUUAGGUCAACGGUGGUGGCUCUGUCGCCCCAUUGUAAUUUUAAUGGAUAAUUGAACACCUUGAGUUGAGCAAUUAGCUCUAUUUUUAUAGUGAAAGUUUACUCUGAUUAUUAUCCUUUAUAUAGUCCUUUAUGAAAUAACUUUGGAAGGUUA